This is a messenger RNA of Mus musculus (house mouse), 7204 nucleotides long. It is a transcript of the gene Tro, whose product is annotated as trophinin. The transcript is spliced from 13 exons. NCBI's taxonomy places the organism in Eukaryota, Metazoa, Chordata, Mammalia, Rodentia, Muridae. The coding region runs from base 118 to 6381 and encodes 2087 amino acids. The record is from RefSeq and is marked validated. Gene Ontology annotation, cellular component: cytoplasm.
AGGACCACUUCCGGCCAGGGGGGCGGGUUACAAGCUCAGACCUGAGGAGAGGCUUGGAGAGAGCAGACGUCCUCUCGGCUCACGAGGGCGAGGCUCGGCUAUUAGCCUUUCAGAAAGAUGGAUAGAAGAAAUGACCAUGGUCAUCGGGUGCCCACAUUCCAGGGCCCUCUGCCUCCCGCUGGGAGCCUAGGGCUUCCUUUCUCUCCAGAUGUACAGUCGGAGACCACAGAAAAGGACCCACCAAUUGCCAGCCGAUCUAAGAAAAACAAGAACAAGAAGAAUUCUAUUAAGCCUAUGGAUAAGACCACACCGGCUCCCCCUCCAGUCCCAUCUGCCAAUGAUAAUGCUAGCAACAAGCCUAAAGUAACUUUGCAGGCUUUAAACCUACCAAUGUUCACCCAGAUCAGUCAGGCUUCAGCUACUACUGAGGCACCCAAUAUCCAGGCUUCAGUUACUUCUCAGACCCAGAAAGCCAAGACAAUGAGAGUUACUCCCAAGGUAUCCCUAACUGGCAGUGAGGAUGCCACUACACAGCUGAAGCCACCAUUACAGGCCCUAAACCUACCAGUUACCACACCGACUAUCCAGACUCCAGUUGCCAAUGAGUCAGCUAAUUCCCUGGCCUCAACAGCUGUCAACAAAUCCAAGAAAGCUUCUACGGCAAACAAUGCUGCCAAUAAGACUGUACCUAGUGCUGCUGAGAUCUCAUUGGCUUCGGCUGCUACCCACACAGUUACUACCCAAGGCCAAGCUGCCAAGGAGACAGGUAGUAUCCAGACUAUAGCAGCCACUGCCCGAAGCAAGAAAAAUUCCAAAGGAAAAAGAACACCUGCUAAGACCACAAAUACUGACAAUGAAUAUGUAGAGGCCUCAAAUGCCAUUGAGGCAUCUAGCAGACAGAUUGGGGCAUCUGGCAGACAGACUGAGGCAUCUAACAGACAGAUUGAGGCAUCUAGCAGACAGACUGAGGCAUCUAACAGACAGACUGAGGCAUCUAGCAGACAGACUGAAGCAUCUAGCAGACAGACUGAAACAUCUAACAGACAGAUUGGGGCAUCUAACAGACAGAUCAUGGCAUCUAACAGACAGAUUGGGGCAUCUAACAGACAGAUUGAGGCAUCUAACAGACAGAUUGGGGCAUCUAACAGACAGACAGAGGUAUCUAGCAGACAGAUUGAGGCAUCUAACAGACAGAUUGGGGCAUCUAACAGACAAACUGAGGCAUCUAACAGACAGAUUGGGGCAUCUAACAGACAGACUGAGGCAUCUAACAGACAGAUUGGGGCAUCUAACAGACAGACUGAUGCAUCUAACAGACAGACUGAUGCAUCUAACAGACAGACUGAGGCAUCUAGCAGACAGACAGAGGCAUCUAGCAGACAGACAGAGGCAUCUAGCAGACAGACUGAGGCAUCUAGCAGACAAAUUGAGGCAUCAGCUGCAGCUGUGAGGCCCAAAAAGCCCAGGGGGAAGAAGGGUAACAAUAAAGGCUCAAAUUCUGCUUCUGAGCCCUCUGAGGCUCCACCUGCCAUUCAAACGGUUACAAACCAUGCCCUAUCUGUCACUGUACGGAUCAGGAGAGGGUCUAGGGCUCGAAAGGCUGCCAAUAAGAAUCGGGCAACUGAAAGCCAAGCUCAGAUCGCUGAACAAGGAGCUCAGGCCUCUGAGGCCAGCAUAAGUGCCCUGGAGACUCAGGUUGCUGCUGCUGUCCAGGCCUUGGCAGAUGACUAUCUGGCUCAGUUGAGUUUAGAACCCACGACCAGAACCCGGGGCAAGAGGAACCGAAAGUCUAAGCAUCCCAAUGGAGAAGAAAGAACUGGAAAUAAUUACAGGCGGAUCCCAUGGGGCAGGCGGCUUCCACCACCCCGAGAUGUGGCCAUUUUGCAGGAAAGGGCAAAUAAGUUGGUGAAAUAUCUGUUGGUUAAAGACCAGACAAAGAUCCCAAUCAAGCGCUCAGAUAUGCUGAAGGAUGUCAUCCAAGAAUAUGAGGACUAUUUCCCAGAGAUCAUUGAACGAGCAAGCUACGCUCUGGAGAAGAUGUUUCGAGUCAAUCUGAAGGAAAUUGAUAAGCAAAAUAACUUGUAUAUUCUUAUCAGCACUCAGGAGUCAUCUGCAGGCAUAAUGGGAACGACCAAGGACACACCUAAGCUGGGUCUCCUCAUGGUGAUUCUGAGUGUCAUUUUCAUGAAUGGCAACAAGGCCAGUGAGGCUGUCAUCUGGGAGGUGCUGCGCAAGUUGGGACUGCACCCUGGGGUAAAACAUUCACUCUUUGGAGAAGUGAAGAAACUCAUCACAGAUGAAUUUGUGAAGCAGAAAUAUCUGGAAUACAAGAGGGUCCCCAACAGCAGACCACCUGAGUAUGAAUUCUUCUGGGGCCUACGGUCUUACCAUGAGACUAGCAAGAUGAAAGUCCUGAAAUUUGCAUGCAAGGUACAGAAGAAAGAUCCCAAAGACUGGGCUGCUCAGUACCGCGAGGCAGUUGAGAUGGACAUUCAGGCUGCAGCUGUGGCUGUGGCUGAGGCUAAGGCCAGGGCUGAGGCAAGAGCCCAAAUGGGGAUUGGAGAGGAAGCUGUGGCUGGUCCCUGGAAUUGGGAUGACAUGGAUAUUAACUGCCUAACAAGGGAAGAGUUGGGUGAUGAUGCGCAGGCCUGGAGCAGAUUUUCCUUUGAAAUUGAACCCAGAGCCCAAGAAAAUGCAGAUCCUACCACUAAUGUCCUCUUCAACCAAGGAGCUACUACCAGAAAUAGCUUUAGUGAUGGUGCUGGUAUUAGCUUUGGUGGUAUAACCAACCCCAGUGGUGGCUUUGGUGGCAUAUCCAACCCCAGUGGUGGCUUUGGUGGCAUAUCCAACCCCAGUGGUGGCUUUGGUGGCAUAUCCAACCCCAGUGGUGGCUUUGGUGGCAUAUCCAACCCCAGUGGUGGCUUUGGUGGCAUAUCCAACCCCAGUGGUGGCUUUGGUGGCAUAUCCAACCCCAGUGGUGGCUUUGGUGGCAUAUCCAACCCCAGUGGUGGCUUUGGUGGCAUAUCCAAUCCCAGUGGUGGCUUUGGUGGCAUAUCCAACCCCAGUGGUGGCUUUGGUGGCAUAUCCAAUCCCAGUGGUGGCUUUGGUGGCAUAUCCAACCCCAGUGGUGGCUUUGGUGGCAUAUCCAAUCCCAGUGGUGGCUUUGGUGGCAUAUCCAAUCCCAGUGGUGGCUUUGGGGGCAGAAAUAGCAUUACUUUUGGGAGUGUACCCAACACCUCUGCCAACUUCAGCAGUGCACCGAGCAUUAGCUUUGGUGACACACCUAACACUAGCACCAGUUUCAGUGGCGGAGCCAACAGUAGCUUCAGUGGCACACCUAGUACUAGUGCCCCUUUCUGUAACACAGCAAGCAUUAGCUUUGGUGGUGCACCCAGCACUAGCACCAGCUUUAGCACAGCGAGCAUUAGCUUUGGUGGUGCACCCAGCACUAGCACCAGCUUAAGCACAGCAAGCAUUAGCUUUGGUGGUGCACCUAGCACUAGCACCAGCUUCAGCACAGCGAGCAUUAGCUUUGGUGGUGCACCCAGCACUAGCACCAGCUUAAGCACAGCAAGCAUUAGCUUUGGUGGUGCACCCAGCAUUAAUAGUAGUAGUGGUGGAUCCAGCGUUAGCUUUGGUGGUGCUCCUACCACCAGUACCAGUUUCAGUGGUGGACCCUGUAUUAGUUUUGGUGGUGCACCUUGUACCACUGCCAGUAUUAGUGGUGGAGCCAGCUCUGGCUUUGGAAGCACGCUUUGCAGUACCAACCCUGGCUUUAGUGCACUCAGCACAAACACCAGCUUCGGCAGUGCACCAACUACAAGCACUGUGUUCAGUGGUGCAGUUAGUACCACCACUGGCUUUGGAGGCACACUUAGCACCAGUGUCUGCUUUGGUAGUUCUCCCUACUCUGGCGCUGGCUUUGGAGGCACACUUAGUACCAGUAUCUCCUUUGGUGGUUCUCCUAGCACCAAUACUGGUUUUGGUGGUACACUCAGCACCAGUGUUUCCUUCGGUGCUUCUUCUAGCACCAGCUCUGACUUUGGUGGCACACUAAGCACUAGUGUCAGCUUUGGUGGCUCUUCUGGUGCCAAUGCUGGCUUUGGCGGUACACUCAACAGCAGUACCAGCUUUGGCGGUGCCAUCAGCACCAGCACUGGCUUUGGCAGUGCACUCAAUAACAGUGCCAACUUUGGUGGUGCCAUAAGUACCAGCUUUAGUGGUGUACUCAAUAGCAGUGCCAGCUUUGGUGGUGCCAUCAACACCAGUGCUGGCUUCGGCAGUACACUCAACAGCAGUGCCAGCUUUGGCAGUGCACUCAGCACCAGUGCCAGCUUUGGUGGUGUACUCAAUGGCAGUGCUGGCUUUGGUGGUGCCUUGAACACCAAUGCCACCUUUGGUGGUGUACUCAAUGGCAGUGCUGGCUUUGGUGGUGCCAUGAACACCAAUGCCACCUUUGGUGGUGCACUGAAUAGUAAUGCCGGCUUUGGCGGUGCCAUCAGUACGAGUACCAACUUCGGUGGUGCACUGAAUAACAGUGCUGGCUUUGGCGGUGCCAUGAACACUAGUGCCAGCUUUGGUGGUGCACUGAAUAACAGUGCUGGCUUUGGCGGUGCCAUCAGUACGAAUGCCACCUUUGGUGGUGCACUGAAUAACAGUGCUGGCUUUGGUGGUGCCAUCAGUACGAAUGCCACCUUUGGUGGUGCACUGAAUAACAGUGCUGGCUUUGGUGGUGCCAUCAGUACGAGUGCCAGCUUCGGUGGUACACUGAAUAACAGUGCUAGCUUUGGCGGUGCCAUCAACACUAGUGCCAGCUUCGGUGGUGUACUGAAUAACAGUGCUGGCUUUGGCGGUGCCAUCAACACCAGUGCCAACUUUGGUGGCGCACUGACUAACAGUGCUGGCUUUGGCGGUGCCAUCAGUACGAGUGCCAGCUUUGGUGGUGCACUGAAUAACAGUGCUGGCUUUGGUGGUGCCAUCAGUACGAGUGCCAGCUUUGGUGGUGCACUGAAUAACAGUGCUGGCUUUGGCGGUGCCAUCAGCACCAAUGCCAGCUUUGGUGGAGCAAUCAGCAACAGUCCUGACUUUGGUGGUGCAUUCAGUACCAGUGUUGGCUUUGGUGGCACACUUAAUACCACUGACUUUGGUAGUACCCAUAGCAACAGCAUUAGCUUUGGCAGUGCUCCCACUACCAGCGUUAGCUUUGGUGGGUCUCAUAGCACUAACCUCUGUUUCGGUGGAGCACCCAGCACCAGUCUCUGUUUUGGCAGUGCAUCUAACACCAACCUAUGCUUUGGAGGCUCUAACAGCACCAACUGCUUUAGUGGUGCUACCAGUGCCAAUUUCAAUGAGGGGCACAGCAUCAGUUUUGGGAAUGGGCUAAGUACCAGUGCUGGAUUUGGAAAUGGGCUGGGCACCAGUGCUGGCUUUGGCAGCAGCCUUGGUACCAGCACUGGCUUUGGUGGAAGCUUAGGCCCCAGUGCUAGCUUCAAUGGUGGCCUGGGCACCAGCACUGGCUUUGGCGGUGGACUAGGCACCAGCACGGAUUUCAGUGGUGGACUAAAUCAUAAUGCUGACUUCAAUGGAGGACUGGGUAACAGUGCUGGCUUCAAUGGUGGACUAAACACUAACACUGAUUUUGGUGGUGAACUGGGCACUAGCGCUGGCUUUGGUGAUGGACUGGGCAGCAGCACCAGCUUUGGUGCAGGACUGGUCACUAGUGAUGGCUUUGCUGGUAACCUGGGCACCAAUACUGGUUUUGGUGGCACACUUGGCACUGGUGCAGGCUUUAGUGUAAGCCUCAACAAUGGCAAUGGCUUUGGCAAUGGGCCUAAUGCCAGCUUCAACAGAGGACUGAAUACCAUCAUUGGCUUUGGCAGUGGUUCCAACACCAGCAAUGGCUUUACUGGUGAACCCAACACUGGCUCCAGCUUCAGUAAUGGACCCAGUUCUAUUGUUGGCUUUAGUGGUGGACCAAGCACUGGUGCUGGCUUCUGCAGUGGACCAAGCACUGGUGGCUUCGGUGGUGGACCAAGUACAGGACCUGGCUUCGGUGGACCAAGUACAGGACCUGGCUUCGGUGGACCAAGCACUGGAGGUGGCUUUGGAGGACCAAAUACUGGAGGUGGCUUUGGAGGACCAAGCACUGGAGGUGGCUUUGGAGGACCAAGCACUGGAGGUGGCUUCGGAGGACCAAGCACUGGAGGUGGCUUCGGAGGACCAAGCACUGCAGCUGGCUUUGGUAGUGGACUGAGCACCAGCACUGGCUUUGGUGGUGGACUGAAUACCAGUGCUGGAUUCAGUGGUGGACCGCCAAGCACCGGUACUGGCUUUGGUGGUGGAGCCUCUAGCCAUGGUGGCUGUGGCUUCCCUUACGGCUAGUGAAGAUUCAGGCUUGUUCCCCCUGUUUACAGAUAACGCUAACUGCAACAAUACUUCCCAUGGAGCCAAUGUGCAGCUUUGGAAUUGUUGUCCACGCAGCAGCCUGAGCACUAUUACCCAUCAGCUGAGUGAAACACUGAAAAAUCUGCUGUUCCUGCUUUGUGUUUGCUUCCUGUGUUGUUGUCAUAUUUUGGUAUUAGAGUUACAUUAAAUUUGCCAAAGGAACCUGAGCUUAUUCUGUCCUUUAAUGUGACUGCAUGUGAUGUUUUGGGUUCAUAGAACAGCUAGGGUUCAACUUAACUUUUUGGGAACCAUGGGGCUCCAGCUAAAAGGCAGGCAUUUCUCAGAGUCAGAGAGCUCUGGGAAAGUGUUCUCUGGUAGGCCAAGGGAUAAUAGCUUGAGCAAAGAUAUGGAAGCGGGAAGCCUAAGGUAUAGGGCAAAUAGAAAGUAAACUCAUAUUAAUUUUGGGUAGUUGUGUAAGAAUAUAGGGAUAAGAAGGGAAGAAACUAGGAAUUGACCUGGGAGCAAGAGGGCAUUUUCUUGGGAUAGGAAAGAAAACAUAGUAUGGUGUGUAGGGCCUAGAUCAAUUGAGAGACUGGGGACUGGUAUGGAAGAUAAGUAUGAGAUGGAGCUAGAGAGAUGGCUCCGUGGUUAAGAGCACUGACAGCUCUUCCAAAGGUUCUGAGUGGCUCACAACCAUCUGUAAUGGGAUCUGAUGCCCUUUUCUGUGUGUCUGAAGACAGCUACAGUGUACUCCUAAUAAAUAAAUAAAUAAAUAAAUAAAUAAAUAAAUAAAUAAAGUGUGAGAUGGUGGAAAGGGUAA